AUGCAUCGUUGUCUCCGCGUUGUGGAUAUCUUCUACUACAUCCUCGAGUUCGUCGUUCUGGAACUCUGGGACGAGGACGACCUAUGGAAAGGGUACAACAGCUACUGGGUGGGCAAUCCUACGCUCGCGGCCUUAGCCCGAACGUGCCGCACCUUCCAGGACCCGGCGCUGAACGUAUUGUGGCGUAACCAGCUAACACUCGGUCCACUGAUAAAAACCCUUCCAAAAAGCGCCAUAAAUGAAGUAAUAGAGAACGGCCUCCCAGAAUAUCUAUAUCAUCAUCUGAGCCUCAAGCGUCCCCUGAUGGACUCAGAUUGGGCAAGGUUCGACUCAUACGCGGCACGAAUAAAGAGUCUGGGCUUUUACCUUGUAGAAUUUGAAGAUCAGGAACAACACUCCUGGGAGCAGGCCCAGCUUCAGGACAACAGCGAACGUCCCGUCUCACGGGAGGUUCUUGCACAACUUGCCUUUUAUCGUCGAAGGCAAUUCUUGCUUCCCAACCUUGUGCGUCUACGCUGGACGUACCUUGAUAUACGCUACAUUGCGUAUAUUCCCAUGUUUCUGGGCCCGAACCUGACGAUGCUUUCCAUCGCUUUCCAUCCCCCCGACAAUCGACGCAGCGGCGAUGAUUGCACCCCGGAGAUGUACGAGGAACUAGCACCUAUAUUAGAGGUGCUAGUCGAGGCAUGCCCUUCGCUGAAACACCUGGAAAUCUGGCCCGAACAAGAGGACGAUGUGACAGAGCUGAGCCUAGUGUUCGCCUACGGGUGCCCGCGCCUCGAGGGGUUCACCGUUGCUAGCCCAUCGUUGUCCAAGGAUGUCCUCCUGCUCCUCGCCUCGAAGCCCCUUCUCCGCAACUCUUUCCUAGCCGCUGACGAGGAAGCCGUAUCAGAGCUGCAGUUGCUAAGGUCGGAAGCCCUCCGUUAUCCCUUCCCCUCACUCGAGACGCUACGAGAGCGAUGCAACAAGGCGACGCUCCAGGUCGUCAACAUCAUGACGCGCGCAAAACUGGACUGGUCGCUCACCUCGGAAGAGGAUGCGCUUAUCAUCGACAUCAUCAGUCCCAUACUCGACCUCUCGGGUCUGCGCAUCUUCAAGAUCGACAUUCCUCUAAUGGGACACAUCAACGACGAGGAGCUCAUGCUUAUGGCCGAUUCAUGGCCUCUUCUCGUCGACCUUCGUAUCCAGGAGUCUUGGGGGUUCAACACGGCGUCUGAAAUCACCUGGUCCGGAGUCGCCUACGUGGUAUAUCGCUGCCCACAGAUUAUGCACCUCUUCGUCGCACUGGACAUGGCGAGCGAUAACAUCGAGGAGGUAACCGGCAAGCCCGACUUCAAACCCGCCCCGUAUCUACGCCACUUGCACGUCCUGGACUCCGACUUUUGCGACCCCGAAUUCCUUGCACGUUGCGCGCACAAGUUAUCCCCGGUCAUCGUCGAGAUAAUAGGAUACGGCUGGCACGAGAUCAACGAUGACGGAGAAGACCUGCCGCCCGCCCAGGACCCUGUUGCGUUCUUCGAGACCGCCACAGAGUUUCUAUGGCAGAUGCAAUUCCCGGACCGCAAACGACGGAGCGAGGCCGAGGACAUGAACCCUUGGGGCGUUAAUCAGAUAGUCGAGCCUUGGGUUACCGGGCCUCCAACCUUUACCGUGGUUGAAGAUGACGACAGAACACCCCUUAUACCCAACACAGUUCUUUACCUGGAUUGA
Molecule: messenger RNA, 1710 nt
Organism: Trametes versicolor FP-101664 SS1
Lineage: Eukaryota; Fungi; Basidiomycota; Agaricomycetes; Polyporales; Polyporaceae
Exons: 4
Coding region: 1-1710 (569 amino acids)
Source: RefSeq, a predicted model, not a curated record